Molecule: messenger RNA, 885 nt
Organism: Phacochoerus africanus (Common warthog)
Lineage: Eukaryota; Metazoa; Chordata; Mammalia; Artiodactyla; Suidae
Product: prolyl-tRNA synthetase associated domain-containing protein 1
Exons: 2
Coding region: 1-789 (262 amino acids)
Molecular function (GO): aminoacyl-tRNA deacylase activity
Source: RefSeq, a predicted model, not a curated record
AUGCAGGCUCCUCCCUCUGCUGGGACACGCGGUAAGGAACCCUUCAGAUUUGGUAAGGCUCUCCUUGCGGACCUGGAUGAUUUCCAGGAAAAAGCCAAAGCCACAGAAAAGAGCGAAAACGCCGCAACCCCGCCACGGGAAGGUGCCUGCUCUCGGCUGGCAGCACCGACCCGAGUCCUUCCAGGCACUUCCGCUCGGCCUGCAGCCCGCUGGGUGGGGCAAGGCCACGCCCAGUUCCUCUUCCGGGUCUCUAGCUACUGCCACGAAGGUAGCAUGUCAGGCACAGAGUUGCGCGCGGCGCUGGAGCAGCGGCUCAGUGCCCUGGCCAUCCGCACAGAGAUCGUGGAGCACCCGGAGGUGUUUACAGUUGAAGAAAUGAUGCCUCAUAUCCAACAUUUGAAAGGAGCACAUAGUAAGAACUUAUUUCUUAAAGACAAAAAGAAAAAAGGCUAUUGGCUGGUGACAGUUCUUCAUGAUAGACAAAUCAAUUUAAAUGAUCUUGCCAAGCAGUUAGGUGUUGGGAGUGGAAAUCUGCGGUUUGCUGAUGAAACAGCCAUGCUAGAAAAACUGAAAGUUGUCCAAGGCUGUGUGACACCAUUGGCACUCUUCUGUGAUGAUGGAGAUGUGAAAUUUGUUCUGGAUUCUGCUUUUCUGGAAGGUGGACAUGAAAAGGUAUACUUUCAUCCAAUGACCAACACUGCAACCAUGGGACUGAGCCCUGAAGACUUUCUCACAUUUGUAAAGAACACAGGACAUGAUCCCAUAAUACUAAAUUUUGAUAAAAACUAAUUAGGCUAAUGCUUAAAAUACAUUUAUUCCUGAAAGGUGAUUUUCUUGUAAUUUAUAAAGAGCAUUAAAAGUCAUAUAAUAUAUAUAGCACCGUGA